Molecule: messenger RNA, 2175 nt
Organism: Triplophysa dalaica
Lineage: Eukaryota; Metazoa; Chordata; Actinopteri; Cypriniformes; Nemacheilidae
Product: reelin domain-containing protein 1-like
Exons: 5
Coding region: 1-2175 (724 amino acids)
Source: RefSeq, a predicted model, not a curated record
AUGAUACGCAGCAGCCGGUCAGUGUACCUGCCGCAUCACACACUCACAGUAACCGUGCAGAGCUCGCGGGCGUUCAUGGGGUUUCUGCUGCAGGCGCGCUCAGUGCUGGAGGAUCGUGUGAUUGGAGGAGAGUUCAGGCUUCACCCUCCCAGCACACACACACUGUCCUGUGUCAGUCCUGAUGACACGGUCACACACUCAGACAAAAUGAUGAAGAGGAACCUGUCGUUCAGCUGGAGAGCCCCACCGCAACCCAGCGGAGACCUGCGCUUUUACAUCACACUGGUUCAGUCUUACUUUGUGUACUGGGCUCGAAUCAGAUCAGCAGUAGUGCAUGAUGGGACACGGAGCUCUUCUGUUACUGACGGUCACAUAGGACAAGAGACAGCAAAUGUGACAGCCUCUGUGUUGGAACAUAGAGUCCAAAAAGCAACACUGUCCACAAACACACAAACGUCUACACAAACUAACUCGCACACUUUCAUACACUCACAAUAUAACAAACACACAACCAAACCGGCUCCAUUGAGCACACACGCCUCUAUACCAUUAUAUUAUAACACACAAACCUCUACACAACCACAAUACAACACACCCACACCGUUGAACACAUACAGCUAUAUAAACUUACAACAUAAAAUGCACACCAACACACUUACACCAUAUAACAAACAUUCUUCCAUACCCUCACAAUAUAACACACACACCAACACACCUGGACCGUUGAGCACGCACACCUCUACACAACCACAGAAUAACACACACACCAGCACACCUGCACCGUUGGACACACACACCUCUACACAACCACAGAAUAACACACACACCAACACACCCGCACCGUUGGACACACAAACCUCUAAACAACCACAGAAUAACACACACACCAACACACCUGCACCAUUGGACACACACACCUCUACACAACCACAGAAUAACACACACACCAACACACCCGCACCGUUGGACACACACACCUCUAAACAACCACAGAAUAACACACACACCAACACACCUGCACCGUUGGACACACAAACCUCGACACAACCACAGAAUAACACACACACCAACACACCUGUACCGUUGAACACACACACCUCUACACAACCACAGAAUAACAUACACACCAACACACCUGCACCGUUUAACACACACACCUCUACACAACCGCAGAAUAACACACACCCCAACACACCCGCACCGUUGGACACACACACCUCUACACCAGCACAGAAUAACACACACACCAACACACCUGCACCGUUUAACACACACAACUCUACACAAACGCAGAAUAACACACACACCAUCACACCUGCACCGUUGGACACACACACCUCUACACAACCACAGAAUAACACAAACACCAACACACCCGCACCGUUGGACACACACACCUUUACUCAACCACAAUAUACCACACACUUUUCCAUACACUCACAAUAUAACACACACAUCUCUACACAACCACAAAGUAACAAGUAUACCAACACACCUGCACCAUUGAACACACACACCUCUACACAACCACAACAUAGAACACACACCAACACACCUGCACCGUUGGACACACACACCUCUAAACAACCACAGAAUAACACACACACCAACACACCUGUACUGUUGAACACACACACCUCUACACAACCACAGAAUAACACACACACCAACACAUCUGCACCUCACAUCCCCAACACACGCAACACUCACACGCAUCUCAAACCCUCUCCGGCUCCUCGCCGAUCUCUCUCAGACCUCUUCCUAUCCCAGAAGCCCACAGAGGCUUCGGUGUCAGUGACCCAGAGACAGCGGGACACGUUUCAUCCAUCUGGAAAUCUUCUCAAACCACGGAACCGUGCCAAAGAUCUUCCAGGAGCUACAGAGACGGGAGGAGAGAGACCGGAGCGCGUCCCCAGACAGAACAGAUCUGAGCUGGGUCUGCUGCUGGGUCUCUCCGCCGCUCUGGGCAUGGCCAUCGCCGGCGGUCUCAGGUACCUGCAGAGGAAACACUGCCGCAAACGGACCGCCGUCUCGCUUCAUAACCAUCGCCAUGACAACAGAGGCAUCAUCCAUGUGCAAGAGUGUGGAGACCUGGUGCAGGUGCGCAAAAUCCGACAAAACAGUUUCCUGGUGCUGCAGUCCGAGUAUGAUCUCAUUACCCCGACAGGAGACUGA